UUGAACUAGAGACACAGAAAAGUUAGUAGCGGAUUUUUUUUGGAGUCUGACCUGCAGCAGCAUCCGUCGAAAGCAUCAUGGCAAACAAAGCACAGCAGCCUCCUCACCUGCACCUGGCCGAGGUCACCGCGUCCCAGUUCCUCGACAUUUGGAAACAUUUCGACGCUGACGGUAAUGGCUACAUUGAGGGGAAGGAACUGGAGAACUUCUUCAGGGAGCUGGAGAUGGCCCGGAGAGGAGCAGGGGUGGACCCUUCAAACCCCAUAUUCAGAGAAAAGAUGAAGGAGUUCAUGCAGAAGUUUGACAAGAACAAAGAUGGACGAAUUGAGAUGUCAGAGCUGGCCCAGAUUCUUCCAACUGAAGAGAACUUCUUGCUCUGCUUCAGAGAGUUUGUUAGCUCCAGUGCUGAGUUUAUGGCGGCAUGGCGGCGAUAUGAUACAGAUCGCAGUGGCUACAUUGAAGCAAACGAAUUGAAGGGCUUUCUGUCAGACCUGCUGAAGAAGGCUAACAGACACUACGAUGACCAGAAGCUCCAGGAGUACACACAGACCAUACUCAGGAUGUUUGAUCUGAAUGGAGAUGGGAAGUUGGGCCUGUCAGAGAUGGCAAGGCUUCUCCCUGUUCAGGAGAAUUUCUUACUCAAAUUCCAGGGUGUCAAGUUGACCACUGAGCAGUUCAAUGCCAUCUUUGCAUUCUAUGACAAGGAUGGGAACGGCUACAUUGAUGAGCAGGAGUUGGAUGCCCUGCUACGAGACCUUUACCAGACAAACAAGAAGGAUGUGGAUGUGAAGAACCUGACGGGCUACAAGCAGAGCAUCAUGACCCUGUCUGAUGGGGGGAAGCUCUACCGUGGCGAGCUGGAAAUUGUCCUCUGCAAGGAGCCAAUUGUGUGACUCGUCCUCCUCUCUUGUUGUGUAUCCUCAUUUUCUCUGCCUGCCCUACCCUGCACU
Messenger RNA from Perca flavescens (yellow perch), 950 nucleotides. It is a transcript of the gene calb2a, whose product is annotated as calbindin 2a. Gene Ontology annotation, cellular component: cytosol; synapse; dendrite. Gene Ontology annotation, molecular function: calcium ion binding. The record is from RefSeq and is a predicted model, not a curated record. Bases 78 to 893 code for a protein of 271 amino acids. The transcript has 11 exons. Lineage: Eukaryota; Metazoa; Chordata; Actinopteri; Perciformes; Percidae. Gene Ontology annotation, biological process: regulation of long-term synaptic potentiation; regulation of presynaptic cytosolic calcium ion concentration.